GUGUAUGGUGAAGGUAACUCUUAUUUUGUUUGUUAUUUUAUUGUGUAAUAUCAGGUAUCGUUUAAAUAUACACUGAGGUUCGCUCAUGUGUUGUAUUUAGUUGGCAGCCUUGGAGGUUGUACCUACUAGGUAACUCAUACAGUGAUUUUUACCAUAAUUAUUAACAUUGACCCUACGGACAAGAUACCAGUCAAUCUUAACUUUGGUAGUUACAAAAUAUAAAAUUAUGCUUGGAUUUAAAAUUUUGCCUGUGACUGUGUUGUGUGUAUUGAGUUUUUUUGAAACAAUAGACUUGGUUCCUAUUGAUGAAAACGAAAACUUUGAUUUUGACGAAUAUUGGGAUUACAAACUAACACCACACAAUCUACCUCUUUUAAAAAGCUCAAGACAAAACUAUUUGGUUUCAGCAAUCUACCAAUAUGAAGAAGAUCUAGCAGUAUCUUCCCUUAAUGAUGAAGAAGAAAUAUCAAAUAAUAGAUUGCCGAAAAAAAUACACGAUGUAAUCAGAAACAAAAUUCCAUGUGAAAUGUGUAAAUUAGGUAUAGGACUAUUAAGAAACCAUCUCGAUAGUGGAGACUCUAUGGAAGAAAUUAGAAAUAAGGUUAUCAAAUUAUGUGUAACGCUAAAAAUUGAAACUGAAAAAGUAUGUGCGGGAUUCUUUGAUGUUUUUGGGCCCGAACUUGUUCCCGCAUUCAAUGCUUCUACUUUAGAUUCUUCCCAAACAUGUAUGAUGGUAUUUGGCGAAAGUUGUCCUUCGGUUUCCAAUGAACUACAUGAGUGGUCAAUAGAUAUACCAAAUAACGAACUAAAUGUUGAAGAAUCAAAAACAAAACGUCGCAAUGUGGAAAUACCGGUUUUAAAAGUACUACAUAUAUCUGAUACCCACUUAGAUCUAGACUAUUUAGCAGGGUCACCCGCAAACUGUGACGAACCGUUGUGCUGCAGAAAUUACAGUACCCCCUCUAGUACCGAACCUUUAGUUCCGGCUGGAAGGUGGGGGUCGUAUAACAAAUGUGAUUCUCCGAAAAUAUUAAUAGCACAUAUGCUCAAUCAUAUAGCCUUAGAACAUCCGGAUAUAGAUUAUAUUAUUUGGACUGGAGAUUUACCUCCGCACGAUAUUUGGAAUCAAACUAAGGAUAGCAAUCUGCAGAUUAUACAAGAAUGUGUUGAUCAAAUGUUUAUGUUUUUCCCAACGACACCAAUAUUUCCUGCUGUUGGAAAUCACGAAUCUGUUCCUGCCGGUAGUUUUGCCCCACCUUGGAUGAAAAAUGAUAGUCAUACUAUAAAUUGGCUAUACACACCAUUAGCAGAACAUUGGAGAAGAUGGUUACCUUCAACUGCUGGCAAUACUUUGUUGCAUGGAGCUUUUUACUCUGUAUUGCUUCGACCGGGCUUUAGGCUUAUAUCUCUAAAUACCAAUUAUUGUCAUUCACUAAACUGGUGGCUUGUAGUAAACAGUACUGAUCCGGCUCAAGAGUUACAGUGGCUAAUUUACGAACUGCAAAAUUCUGAAGCAAAUAAUGAAAAAGUACAUAUAAUUGGGCACAUCCCACCUGGUAGUUCAGAUUGCUUAAAAGCGUGGUCAACAAACUUCUACUCUAUUGUAGAUCGUUUUAAAGAUAUCAUUAGAGCUCAAUUCUAUGGUCAUAGCCACGCUGAUGAGUUCGAAUUGUUUUAUGAAACAGAAAAUUACAGUAAACCAAUUAACGUAGCCUACUUAGGUCCAUCGAUAACAACAUACGAAAAUCAUAACCCAGGUUAUAGGAUUUACUAUAUUGAAGGAGAUUUUAGUCAUUCUAACAGGGAUGUUGUGGAUCAUGAAACGUGGACCUGCGAUUUAGAACAAGCGAAUAAAGGUCAUAACGAACCAGUUUGGUACAAAUCCUACUCAGCGAGAGACACUUAUAGCAUGCAGUCACUUGCUCCAGAGGAAUGGAAUAAACUUGUAGAUAAAAUGGCAGCUGAAGAUGACACUUUUGAUUUAUUUUAUAGGCACUACUACAGACACAGUCCUACUAGACCAUCCUGUGAUGCUGAAUGUAAAGUUCAAAUAUUGUGUGACUUAAAAACUGGAAAGUCUCAAGACAGAAAACAUAUAUGUGGCGAGUUACAAUAUGUUUAAUUACUUUUUGUAGAUUUUAAUAUACAUCGAAGAAUAAAAAAAAAUAUUUAACAAA
Molecule: messenger RNA, 2177 nt
Organism: Diabrotica virgifera virgifera (western corn rootworm)
Lineage: Eukaryota; Metazoa; Arthropoda; Insecta; Coleoptera; Chrysomelidae
Product: sphingomyelin phosphodiesterase-like
Exons: 14
Coding region: 227-2122 (631 amino acids)
Biological process (GO): ceramide biosynthetic process; sphingomyelin catabolic process
Cellular component (GO): lysosome
Molecular function (GO): acid sphingomyelin phosphodiesterase activity
Source: RefSeq, a predicted model, not a curated record